Molecule: messenger RNA, 600 nt
Organism: Eruca vesicaria subsp. sativa (arugula)
Lineage: Eukaryota; Viridiplantae; Streptophyta; Magnoliopsida; Brassicales; Brassicaceae
Source: the annotation of a GenBank genome assembly
UAAAAUCCUAUUGAACAUCUUCCUACGAGCUCUCAUACUAGCUCCACCAAACAGAGGAAACAUCAAAACUUCUAGAAUUAGAUCAUUAUAUAACAGUGAGAAGUAAUGGUGGACUGGCUUCUUUGGUCUUAAACACUUGCAAACAAUGAUCUCCCUAUUGAUAUUCAGAGGUUGAGAUGUCGUGUGCUGUACCGUGGUCUACGCUUCUCUCCUGCUAUUGAAAGCCUUGGACAGGAUUGAUUUUAAGAUAAGAACAAUUGAGCUUGAUGCCUAACGCAUCAAACUCCAGAUUUGUGAUACUGCUGGUCAAGAAUGUUUCCGAACCAUCACCACUGCUUAUUAACGAGGGGAAAUGGGCAUUUUGCUGGUGUAUGAUGUCACUGACGAUUCAUCCUUCAGCAGUAAUUCAAACACUGAACCUGCAGUAAUUUUGCAGUAAUUGUAACAGUAAGUCAAACGUUUGUCUCAUGAGAACAACUACAUUGGUCGUAUUUGUUUGCUUAAAGUAAGUCAUUUCCCAUGUCUGAGUGCCAAAACAAAUCUGAAUGUGGAAGAAGUUUUCUUCUACUUAACUAUGUGUUUCUUUCAUGGAAUCAAAUU